ACGACAACCCUGAUCGGCCUUCUGAAAACGGCCCGCCUUCUACGGCUGGUGAGGGUGGCCCGCAAAAUUGAUCGUUACUCGGAGUAUGGGGCCGCUGUACUUCUACUUCUGGUGGCAACUUUCGCGCUGAUUGCUCAUUGGCUAGCAUGCAUUUGGUACGCAAUAGCGAACGCGGAGCGAUCUAUGCAGGAACCUAAAAUAGGAUGGCUGGAUGCUUUGGCCAACAUGACUCAUCAGUAUUACAACAAUUCUCAAGGAGGACCGAGCAUCAAGUCCAAGUAUGUCACGGCCCUCUACUUCACCUUCUCCAGUCUGACCAGCGUAGGCUUCGGCAAUGUGUCCCCAAACACCAACAUGGAGAAGAUCUUUGCCAUUAUAGUCAUGCUAGUUGGAUCGCUGAUGUACGCUAGCAUCUUUGGCAAUGUAUCAGCAAUUAUUCAGAGGUUGUAUUCCGGAACAGCACGUUACCACACUCAACUCCUGCGAGUCAAAGAGUUCAUUCGGUUCCAUCAGAUCCCCAAUCCUCUGCGUCAGAGGCUAGAAGAGUAUUUCCAACAUGCAUGGACCUAUACGAAUGGAAUCGAUAUGAACAUGGUGCUAAAAGGUUUCCCCGAGUGCCUCCAAGCAGACAUUUGUCUGCAUUUGAACCGAAAUCUGCUCAAUACAUGCCCGGCUUUUAAAGGCGCCAGCCCCGGUUGUCUUCGGGCACUAUCCAUGAAGUUCAAGACGACGCACGCACCACCUGGGGAUACUUUAGUCCAUAAAGGGGAUGUGCUGACGUCGUUGUAUUUCAUCUCGAGAGGGACCAUUGAAAUCAUCAAGGAUGAUGUCUUAAGAGCAAUACUGGGUAAAGACGAUAUUUUCGGAGAGAACCCAUGUAUUCACACGAGUGUCGGAAAAUCGAGUUCUAAUGUGAGGGCGCUGACUUACUGCGACCUACAUAAAAUCUUACGGGAAGAUCUCCUGGAUGUCUUGGACAUGUAUCCAGAGUUCCGGGAGAACUUUUCUAACAAUCUCGAAAUUACGUUUGCCUUGAGAGAUGAAGAACAAGCUGGUGUUGAUCCGGAAUUGUUUCGGAAUAAGCUAACGUACAGGCCGGCAAGUGUAUCAGAAGAUGAGGAUCCCCGUAUGUAUGCUUACCAAUAUCCGAGACCACGGCGAAAACGUGCCACCCGCCGUUCCUUCCUCUUUGGUGAUGGAGUGAGAGGCUUUAGUGAUUUCGAUGAUGAUGAUGACCAGCGGCAAUACAGCGGCCACGGCACUAUAGAAUUCACGCCAGACAAAGCAGGACAAGACAUCACUCCAGCUAACUUGGAUUUUGUCAGUCGUGACGAGAAGAGGCCAAGUGUAAAGCACUCCAUCUCCGAUGCCAUUGAAAGUGUCACAAACCUUACAAGUGCCAUGUUUGGUGGCAGCACUACGACGAAGAUGCGUUCCAGAGGACACAGCCCGCCACCGAACACAAAAGGGUCCAGUGCUCAAGAUUUGAGGGUCGAGAUCUGGACCCGACCAGUGACAUUAAUGCGUUCGUCCACUUCCCUCAAACACUUCAAAGAGAAACCUCUAUCAGGGGCAGCGGAUCAAGUCUCUGGUAGUGGUUCAACAAGUUCCCAUGCUUCUCGCAAGAUGGCGGUGUUAGUGAGUCCUUCACAAGGUCCGAGUGGGGUCACACCGCAUACCUUACUAGAUGAUGAGGAAGAAGGGGCAGAAGGUGACGUUGACGAGGAUGAUGAAGUUGAGAGGGGAAAUGGUACGACGCCUUGUAGAUCCAGAUCGCGAUUAUCCAAAUCCAGCCAAGGCAGGCUCACAACAACGAGUUCAGCGCCGCAGACCUCAACAAGUGGUCACAAGUCCACUUCUUCCUCGAUGACCAUUCCGCUCUCUUGUAGUUCCAGUAAUGCCCAAACUCCCGGCGAUGAGCUGAGUCCUGACCGCCCCAUACUAUGCGACCAGUCUAGCGAAGACUUGUGCAAGUUGGAAGUCCGCAUAGACGAUCUGUCCAAGCAAGUUCAGAACUUGGAGGACAAAAUAAGCUCUGAAAUGCAGAGUCUCAUUCAGUUGCUUAAUCAGGUGAUAGUAAUGAAAUGUCUCCCUCCUGCUGAGACGUCUGCACCUCCUUUCAUUCCAGCCACCACCGCCGCCGCCUCCCCUGGCAUAGACCUACCACUACACAUGAUGUCUUUCCGAUCUAGUUCCGUACAGCUCCCGCUCUCGGAAAAGACGCGGGUCCGUGUCUACAGGAGAGCGGUCAGUUUGCAAGGCACGCCUGUUCCCGCAGACAGUUCUGUGCGCCAACUUUCCGGAAGAGGAAGCAGAUCCCAGGAAGAGCUUGUAGAUGAUAUUCCUGAGGCCAUUGCGGAAGAGCCUGUCCACACCCAUUCACAUGCCAAAACCGUGCCUCCCUCUCCAGUGGUAGAGGACAUAUCACAACCACCGGAGAGGUGUCGAUCUCAACCUUCGUAUUUCAACCAAACGAAAUCAAAGUCCGCAGAAAGCGGCCCUUCUGAAAAAAUUGAGCUGCAGCCAUUGACGAGCCAGUGUUUUAAGAAAGAAUCUCCAUCGUCACCAGAUCAGGGGUUUAGGGAAUCUUUACCUGUGGGGGAGGAGGCAAGUGAUUCUCCAGUGGUAGAAUUCCUCGAGUCUUCUUCGAAAGCCGAAGCUCGAAGCCGAAGCGUCGAGGACCUGCCUAAAAAGCCAAAAACCUACCUUUUUAGGGACUCAAAGUCUUCGGAUGUGUAAAUUUAAAAACAAAUUAAUAAAAACAGAAUAAAACAAACAAGAAGAAUUAAAACUUUGUAACGUAAGUUAUAAUGUCGGAUUUUAUGGCUGUUAUUUAUUUUUGUAACGCCAAAGUUUUCAUUUGGUCUUGUAUAUUGUGUGAAUGUAAUCUGGAUCGUUCUUAUAUAUAUAUACAUAUAUAUAUAAUGGUGCAUUAAUUAUAUUCCGCAUUACCGGUGAUGUUUAAUACUACAACUUCUACUUCCUCAUAUCGCAUCUGGUAACCACACAAAUAUCUAUUCUGUGUGAAAUAAGAGACCCUCCAUCUAGUUAAAAGGAAAGAAAUCGGAGCGAAAAUGAAUAUUUUGGUUGAUGGUUGCUUUGAACGACAUUCUAGAUAUCUAAACCUUGUUGAAAUUACUGGAUUUAGUAGUAUGAAAAUAAUUAUUUUACCUUCCUUGAUAUGUAUUAGAAAACAACAUUUAUAAAAAAGUAGUACUUUUUUGCUGUUAGUAAUCUUAAUUUAUUAUUUCAUUACAAUAGGCACUAACUUGAAUUUGUGCAGUAUUAAAUUCAUGUAAUACAAAUUACUUAAUUAAACAUAAUUCGUUUCGUGCUAUUUUAAGAUCUUUAAAUAUUAUGUUUCUUUUUUCCAUGCACACAUAUAUCUCUUAAUGAAUAUACUAUUACAUAAUGAGUAAAAUUUAAGACAUAUGUAUUAAAAAUAGUUAUACAGAAAAUGUAUAAAUGAUGAAAUAAUAGUUAACAAACAAAUACAGGGUCCUAAGCAUUUAAACGAGUGUUUAAUUUUAAAGAAUAUUCAAAAAUAUACCAUUUACAUAUCAAUAAUUUAAGUAACAUUUUAUCGCUUAAUGUGUAGCAGUUAAAAUGUUAAACUCUUUUGUAAGAAAUAUUCAUUUUCAUUAUUUAGCCUAAUCAUUUCAUAAUAAAAGUACAAAAUUUUAUUAUAUUACUAGGUUAAUUUCUUAAGUAUAUCUUCAUAUCAAGUAAAAGUAAAAUCUUGUUAAAACAUUUAACUGUACAAAAAAAAAAAAAAAAAAAAAAAAAAAAAAAAAAGGUAUAUUCCUGAAAUUCCGCCUAAUUCUAUUAUGUACAAAAAGCGUUUAAAUAUGCAAAGCAGACAAUCAUGUAUGUAUACGGCAAUGGA
Molecule: messenger RNA, 3886 nt
Organism: Stegodyphus dumicola
Lineage: Eukaryota; Metazoa; Arthropoda; Arachnida; Araneae; Eresidae
Product: voltage-gated inwardly rectifying potassium channel KCNH6-like
Biological process (GO): potassium ion transmembrane transport; regulation of membrane potential
Cellular component (GO): plasma membrane
Molecular function (GO): inward rectifier potassium channel activity
Source: RefSeq, a predicted model, not a curated record